This is a messenger RNA of Manduca sexta (tobacco hornworm), 915 nucleotides long. Its product is annotated as carboxyl-terminal PDZ ligand of neuronal nitric oxide synthase protein-like. Lineage: Eukaryota; Metazoa; Arthropoda; Insecta; Lepidoptera; Sphingidae. The coding region runs from base 349 to 915 and encodes 188 amino acids. Gene Ontology annotation, molecular function: nitric-oxide synthase binding. The record is from RefSeq and is a predicted model, not a curated record. The transcript is spliced from 6 exons.
CGGCUCAUACCGCGUGGUACCUCCAAGCGAGCGUCCGUGUACGAGCACCGCGCUCGCUCCGCGUCCGUUACGAACAAACUUACAAACUCUCACAACUAACCAGUUCUCUUAUAAAAAAAAUCUUUCCAGUCCCACCGGGACUGACUUACUCCCGAAUUUCUUGACGUGAACUCUAACGUGCGCGUUUGCGGCGACUUUAAAACUUCCAAAACUUUGUUUAUAAGCCGGCGGCCGGGCGCGGUGUGCAUGUGUAAGCUUAAAGUCAUGGCUGAACAAAGUUCCCACUAAACCGAUAACUCAGUGUGGUGCUGUAUUAUGAUCGCAAGUGGAAGCUCAGAGUAAUCCUCGAUGUUCAGGAGAGGAUACAAGACACGAUACGUGCGUGUGGUGUUUAAGGCCAAGACGUGGAAGCGAGCGCCCAUGAAGUUGUUAAAGUGGCGAAGAAAAAUGCCAUCCACGAAGCAGUACAAUCUGGUGCCGAACGAUGAAUAUGAUCCGAGGAUCCCGUUGCACCCGGACGAGGCGUUCCAUUACGGCAUCACCUUUCAAGCCAAGUACAUCGGGACUAUGGACGUACCGCGGCCCACAAGCCGCGUCGAGAUCGUCGCAGCGAUGCGCCGUGUUCGAUACGAGUUCAAGGCGAAGGGCGUAAAGAAACGCAAGGUGACCGUCGAUGUGUCCACGGAUGGCGUACGAGUGUCCGCUCGAAAAAAGAAAAGCAAAGACAAGAGCUCGAAGCUGUUCGGUCGCAAGAAUAACACGACCAACGAGACGAUUGAGAUUAUGCACCACCCCAUCUAUCGCAUCUUCUACGUGUCGCACGACAGCUCCGACUUGAAAAUUUUCUCGUACAUCGCGCGCGACGGUGCCACUAAUGUCUUCAAGUGUGUUUUCAAGAGGAAGGGAAGUAUCUGA